UCAAAAAGUAUUAAACCUUAAAGCUUAAAACCUUAAUUAAAUAAGCUCAGCUCUAGACUUGCUUCAACUUACUCAUGGUAAAACAAUCGAUUGCCAGAUAAGCAAUUAAAAUUAUAGUAUUUAGAUAAAUAAACUGCAUAAAUAACUUACGUGACUUGAAUAGGUAAAUACUUCUUUGUGACAAACGCAAAUGUUACCCUUGUAUUAUAACAUCGAUGAGUAAAGUACGACGUUACCCAUUCAAGUAUUUUAUGGAAGACCUAAGUAGUUAUAACCAUUCGGUUUUCUGCUUCGUCUUUCAGUAUACUUUAGCACAUUACUGUGACAAGUUCUGACAAUAAACGUACGCAUACUAAGUUAUUAUAAACAAUGUUAGUCCUUGUAUUGCUGUUAUUGGUAUCCGCGUUAUACUACUUACAUUUUCGACGUUCUCGAAAGCUAAUUUAUGAGUUUUCGGAAACACUUCCUACUACAGGAGAUCUCCCGUUACUGGGACACACGCACUGGUUUAUUGGAAGUCCAGAAAGAAUAUUAAAUAACGUUCGAACUUUGGUCGAGAACAUAGAUGAAAUGGGCUCUAUAAGUAAAGUUUGGAUUGGACCAACACUUUACGUCGUUACUUUAAAUCCAGAGGAUGUGCAAAAGAUUUUAGAAAAUUGUCUAGAAAAAGACUACAGUUACAAGUUUCUUCAAGCGUGGUUAGGAAACGGAUUAUUUGUUGCUCCAGUUGAUCUCUGGAAGGCUCACAGACGAUUGCUUCUUCCUAUAUUCCACAAUCGCAUUAUCGAGGACUAUAUCGAAGUCUUUGCUGAGCAGGGACAGAUCCUUGUGACACGUCUUCAUGAACAAGUGGGAAGAAAACAGUUUGAUAUUUAUGAAUACAUCACGUCUUGUAUGCUAGAUAUUGUGUUCGAGACCGCAAUGGGUGAAAAAAUGGAUGUCCAACACAACCCAGACACUCCUUACUUGCGCGCGCGUAAAACUGUCAUGUCGAUCAUAAAUAUGAGAUUAUUCAAAGCAUGGAUGCAACCUGACGCUUUAUUCAGCUUGACGACACAUGCUGGCAUACAAAAAGAGAAUAUUGAAGCAACACAUAAAUUUACAGACGAGGUAAUAAGGAAAAAAAUUGCUGCAUUUGAACAAUCGAGUCACAAAGAAGGUCGAAAAGAUAUUUUACAAUUACUCCUGGAAAGAAAGUUAGAAUUCAGUAAUGUAGAGUUGCGAGAGCAUAUAGACUCAAUUACAAUAGCCGGUAAUGACACAACAGCUCUCGUUAUAUCUUACGCGUUGUUGUUAUUGGGGAGUCAUCAAGACGUUCAAGACAAAGUUUGUGAAGAAAUAAAAGUCAUAUUUGGGAGCUCACUGAGAUCACCUACAAAAGAAGAUUUAUCAAAAAUGGACUACUUGGAGAGGGUUAUUAAGGAAACUAUGAGGCUCUAUACAGUAGUGCCAAUAAUAGGCCGGAAAACACAAAAAGAACUUAAGCUUUCUACUUGCUCAAUACCUGCUGGCGUAGGAUGUGCAGUUGUGCCCAUGGUUAUGCACCGGUCAAAGAAAAUCUGGGGUCCUGAUGCUAACAACUUUAAUCCGGACCGGUUCCUUCCAGAAAACUGCGCAACCAGACACCCUUGCGCUUUUAUACCCUUUAGUUACGGAAUGAGAAAUUGCAUAGGACGGCAUUUCGGAAUGCUAGCUAUCAAAAGUAUUCUGGCAAAUAUAGUAAGAAGUUACAAAAUUUCCUCAGAAAUAUGUGAUCGUCUUAAAAUUGAAAUACUCCUAUUUCCUGUGACUGGACACUUAAUACGCAUAGAAAAGAGAGUAUAAAUAUAUACAGACGGGAUUGUUUUUGAUAUUAUACCCUAAUUUAAUAAUGUUACAUGUUUCAAUACCAAAGUUAAAGCAAUACAUUGUGUUUAUUUAUUAAAGUAUGUAGGAUUUCUAUAUUCAUGUAUUUCAUUACUACCUAACUACCAUUAACAACACAUUUUUUUUUAUACGACUUAAACUGGAAAUUUCUAAAAAAACCUAUUUAAUACCUUUUC
This is a messenger RNA of Trichoplusia ni (cabbage looper), 2042 nucleotides long. Its product is annotated as cytochrome P450 4c3-like. Bases 370 to 1824 code for a protein of 484 amino acids. Gene Ontology annotation, molecular function: monooxygenase activity; iron ion binding; oxidoreductase activity, acting on paired donors, with incorporation or reduction of molecular oxygen. The transcript is spliced from 10 exons. Lineage: Eukaryota; Metazoa; Arthropoda; Insecta; Lepidoptera; Noctuidae. The record is from RefSeq and is a predicted model, not a curated record.